AUGGCCACGGGUCCGGCAACUCAAUCGUUGAAGUGUGUGGUGACCGGUGAUGGUGCCGUUGGAAAAACAUGUCUCCUGAUCUCUUACACCACCAACGCCUUCCCCGGGGAAUACAUCCCAACUGUAUUCGAUAACUAUACGGCCAGUGUUAUGGUGGAUGGGAAGCCCAUCAGCUUAGGACUGUGGGAUACUGCUGGACAGGAAGAUUACGAUCGCCUUCGCCCGCUCUCCUACCCCCAGACCGAUGUCUUCCUCAUCUGCUUCUCCAUCGUCAGCCCUCCCUCCUUUGACAACGUCAAAGCCAAGUGGUUCCCCGAAAUCGAGCACCACGCGCCCGGAGUGCCCAUCAUCCUCGUCGGCACCAAGCUCGAUCUGAGGGACGACCACGCGACCAUCACAACCUUGCGCCAGAGAAAGAUGGAGCCGGUAUCCUACGAGCAAGCGCUCUCCGUGGCCAAGGAGAUUCGCGCCCACAAGUAUUUAGAAUGUUCCGCCCUCACCCAGCGCAAUCUGAAGAGCGUGUUUGACGAGGCGAUUCGGGCCGUGCUGAACCCUCGACCCGCCACCAAGCAAAGGGGCAAAAAGUGCCUCAUCCUGUGA
This is a messenger RNA of Aspergillus campestris IBT 28561, 600 nucleotides long. It is a transcript of the gene racA, whose product is annotated as putative Rho GTPase Rac. The record is from RefSeq and is a predicted model, not a curated record. Gene Ontology annotation, biological process: regulation of cell shape; small GTPase-mediated signal transduction; establishment or maintenance of cell polarity. Gene Ontology annotation, cellular component: plasma membrane; cytoskeleton; cytoplasmic vesicle. NCBI's taxonomy places the organism in Eukaryota, Fungi, Ascomycota, Eurotiomycetes, Eurotiales, Aspergillaceae. Gene Ontology annotation, molecular function: GTP binding; GTPase activity; protein kinase binding. The transcript is spliced from 6 exons. Bases 1 to 600 code for a protein of 199 amino acids.